Conger conger (European conger) is the source of this 2257-nucleotide messenger RNA. RefSeq names its product E3 ubiquitin-protein ligase TRIM35-like. The record is from RefSeq and is a predicted model, not a curated record. Gene Ontology annotation, molecular function: protein binding. The transcript has 5 exons. Lineage: Eukaryota; Metazoa; Chordata; Actinopteri; Anguilliformes; Congridae. Bases 86 to 943 code for a protein of 285 amino acids.
AGCCUUUAAUGCAGUGAAACUAAUCUGUGAUCAAACAGCAGAGCACAUCAAGAGCCAGGCCCAGCACACAGAGAGACAGAUAAAGAUGGAGUUUGAGAAACUUCAGCAGUUCCUAAAAGAGGAAGAGGCAGCCAGGAUCACUGCACUGAGGGAGGAAGAGGAGCAGAAGAGUCAGAUGAUGAGGAAGAAGAUUGAGAAGAUGACAGAAGAGAUAUCAUCCCUUUCAGAACAAAUCAGAGCCAUAGAACAGGAGCUGGGAGCUGAAGACAUCUCAUUCCUGCAGAGUUACAAGGACACACAAAUCAGAGCCCAGUGCACCCUGGGAGAUCCAGAGAAGGUCUCAGGAGCACUGAUUCAUGUGGCCAAGCAUCUGGGCAAUCUGAAGUACAGAGUGUGGGAGAAGAUGCUGGGGACUGUUCAAUACACUCCUGUGACUCUGGACCCAAACACAGCACAUCCCAAAGUCUCACUGUCUGAGGAUCUGACCAGUGUGAGAUGCAGUGAUGAGAGACAGCAGGUUCCCGGUAAUCCAGAGAGAUUUGAUGGGUGGAGUUGUGUGCUAGGCUCUGAGGGAUUCAGCUCAGGGAGACACUUCUGGGAUGUAGAAGUGGGGGGUGAGGGCUGGGAGGUGGGCGUGAUUAAAGAGUCCUUCAGCAGGAAAGGGGUUGUGGCUCCGAGCACAGCAGUGUGGGGUAUACAGCAGUACAGAAGUGAAUACAGAGCCCUGACCUCCCCACCUACAGUCCUCACUGUGCAGAGGAAACUCCAGAGGGUCAGAGUGCAGCUGGACUGGGACCGGGGGGAGGUGUCAUUCUCUGACCCCCGUAACAAGACUCCUUUCUACACUUUUAAACACUCGUUCACUGAGAGACAGUUUCCAUUCUUUAGUACUCUGGGAACUGUGCAGAUCUGUCCACUGAAGGUGUCUGUGCGUAUAAAAUAGCACUGAGGGAUUGUGGGUAAACAUCAGCUGAAAUAACAGGGCUGUAUUUAGUCACUUCUGAGCAGGUUCAUAAAAAUAUUAGCAAAAUUCUCUAUUAUUUCAAAAGUAAAUGAAAACAUUCCAUCGUGUUUCAUGAGUGUUUCAUGGUUUUAUUUUUUGGUAUAAUCUCACAAUGUUAAUGCUGAGUAAUUCCUGUGUUAAAAGGUGGUAUUGUAAGUACACUAGUACACUGGUGUGUGUGUGUGUGUGUCUGUGUGUUUGUGCGUGUAUGUGUGUGUGCGUGUGUAUGUGUGUGUGUGUGUCUCUGUGUCGUGUGUGUGUGUGUGUGUGUGUAUGUGUGUGUCUCUGUGUGUGUGUGAGUGUGUGUGCGUGUGUGUGUGAGUGUGUGUAUGUGUGCGUGUGUGUGUGUGAGUGUGUCUGAGUGUGUGCGUGUGUGUGUGUCUCUGUUUGUGUGUGGUUGUGUGUUUGUGUGUGAGUGUGUGUGUGUGUGUCUGUGUGUGUAUGUGUGUGUGUAAUGAGUUGAGUGUAAUAAACACACCAGUGGAGUGCUGCUCUUUUCCUGACCCGUCACCAGUGUGUCUCCCAGGUGUGUGAUGACCGUAUGAGAUCAUGUGUUUACUGCAUAGAACACAACCAGACCGUAUGAGAUCAUGUGUUUACUGCAAAGAACACAACCAGACCGUUUGAAAUCAUGUGCUUACUGCAUAGAACACAACCAGCCCGUAUGAGAUCAUGUGUUUACUGCAUAGAACACAACCAGCCCAUAUGAGAUCAUGUGUUUACUGCAUAGAACACAACCAGACCGUAUGAGAUCAUGUGUUUACUGCAUAGAACACAACCAGACCGUAUGAGAUCAUGUGUUUACUGCAUAGAACACAACCAGACCGUAUGAGAUCAUGUGUUUACUGCAUAGAACACAACCAGACCAUAUGAGAUCAUGUGUUUACUGCAUAGUACACAACCAGCCCGUAUGAGAUCAUGUGUUUACUGCAUAGAAAAGGGAGUUUGGCCCUUUGUGCCUUGCCUGGCAUCAACAUGCGGUUGGGGGUCGGGGCGAGUCUUGUGUCAGCGGAUCAGGUGGGUUUCGGGAAUGUGCUGUGUGUCCAGGUGGCAGAAUACAAAAUAAAUUGAAUUUAAUUGAAUUCAAAAUCAAAAACUGAAAUCUCUCAUUCACUAAGUAUUCAGACCCUUUAUCCUUGAGAGUCUUUCCUGUCAUAUUUGCCUGGGGUGUUUGCACAAAGUAUUAAACCAGGGGUACCAAUAAUUGUGGAACCUGUUUUUGGGGAAAAUAAAUUUUUGAUUUGAAAAUUCUAA